This is a messenger RNA of Aspergillus ruber CBS 135680, 1488 nucleotides long. Its product is annotated as ribose phosphate diphosphokinase subunit PRS1. Gene Ontology annotation, molecular function: ribose phosphate diphosphokinase activity; magnesium ion binding. Bases 1 to 1488 code for a protein of 495 amino acids. Gene Ontology annotation, biological process: purine nucleotide biosynthetic process; 5-phosphoribose 1-diphosphate biosynthetic process; ribonucleoside monophosphate biosynthetic process. The transcript has 5 exons. Lineage: Eukaryota; Fungi; Ascomycota; Eurotiomycetes; Eurotiales; Aspergillaceae. Gene Ontology annotation, cellular component: ribose phosphate diphosphokinase complex; cytoplasm. The record is from RefSeq and is a predicted model, not a curated record.
AUGAGAGGAGUACAGAUUUUUACCGGGACUUCGCAUCCGGCUCUGGCUGAGACAAUCUGUGAGCGUCUAGGAGCUGUCCCUGCCCGGGCAGAUCUAGGGAAAUUCAGCAAUGGGGAAACCAGAGUGAACAUCAACGUCUCAGUACGAAACCAAGAUGUCUAUAUUGUGCAGAGCGGCAGCAGCAAGAUCAAUGAUAGUGUUAUGGAGCUACUGAUCAUGAUCUCUGCUUGCAAAGGUGGCUCUGCAAGAUCCAUCACAGCGGUUAUGCCGUACUUCCCAUAUUCUCGCCAAUCCAAGAAGAAGAGCCAUCGUGGCGCUAUCACGGCUCGAAUGCUUGCGAAUCUUCUCUCAGUAGCUGGUGUCGACCAUGUUGUCACAUUAGAUUUGCAUGCAUCGCAAAUGCAAGGAUUCUUCGGCAAGCCUGUGGAUAACUUGUUUGCUGAGCCCUUUAUUGCCCGCUGGAUCCGGAUGAACGUGCCCAACUGGAGAGAAGCCGUCGUCGUUAGCAAGAAUGCCGGAGGCACGAAACGUGUUACGUCGCUAGCAGACACGCUUAAGCUGAACUUUGGCAUUGUCACAACGGACAGGCGACGUCCUAAGGUGUCUGCUAGUAUGGCAGACAGUACGCUUUUCUUCGAUGCUGCCGAACCUGAAGCGGUUCGCACUCCGAAAGAUAACCAGCCGUUCGGUCUCCAGCUUCAAUCUGCCAAUGACUCGCCAGAAGAGGCUCUUAGCGAGACGAACGACGAUGUCGACUCGCAGUCUAUGCCGGACAGCCAUCUAAGACCGGGCACACCACCUGCGGCUCGUCGUCCUUCUGAAUUGGAAGCUACACAGGAGCAAACAGAUGUUCGUGUGUGUGAUGUUAUCACAGGCCGCCUCGUGCAGGGCCAACUCGUCGACGAUGAUUAUCCGUCCACGGCCCCUACUUCUAUGCCUGCAUCAGGCGGAGCCACCCCCGCCCUGACCGGUUAUCAACACAAUGCAGACGUUGUUCCUGACUCCAUGGUGAACUCUCUCAUUUCUACUACGUCGUCGUUACCACCGGAUCACGCACUUGGAGGCACAUUUGAUGCUGCGGAGUCGUCCGAUGAGGAGGGUAGUACUAGACACAAUGAAUCCGAGAAGACGAUCACGUUGGUCGGGGAUGUCCGCGACAGAACCGUCUUCAUUGUUGAUGACAUGAUCGACAAGUGCGGAUCGUGGAUCGCGGCCGCGGAGACAGUUGUGAAGCGUGGCGGCGCUAAUAAGGUCUACUGCAUUGCUACGCAUGGACUUUUUGGGGAAGAAUCUCUCGACCAGCUGGAAGCCUGCGACUCGAUUGAUUACCUUGUCGUAACAAACACAUUCCCCAUUUCUCCGGAUACUGUGAAGAGGUCGAAGAAAUUGAUUAUCAUCGAUGUCUCGAGUCUUAUCGCGGAGAGCAUCAGACGCCACCACUACGGUGAAAGUGUCUCCGCACUUUUCCACCUCAACACGAAUGAGUAA